UUCGCCGUUCGCAGCUUGUGAUUGUCGUAGGCGUGUUUGAAGCUGGUCACACCUCAGUGACUAGGGGGUUGAAUGUGUUUGUGCAUAGCAUUCAAUUAUCAAUUGAACAUAAUGCGCACCGCAUGAGCAGGGACUUCUUGCGUCUAUGCCUACCUCAAUAGUUUGAUCAUGGACACCCUGCCUCGAGAGCUUUUUGAUGCAGUCUUGCAGCAGCUUGCCGACUACAGUUUCCCUGAAAGCGCACGGUUUCCCGUGCUUGAUGAUACGUCGCGACAAGCAAUUCUGACUGCACGAUUAGUUGGCCACUGCUUUUGCAGUUCAAAGAAGCUCAAUGACCUCUUCAUCAUGGUGCUGGAGGAGACGCCGUUCAUGUGGUGUCGCGAUCAACAACCGAAACUGGUAGAGGUGUCGCGAUCGAGGCUGGCCAGUCAAAUGACAACAUUGUCACUCUGUGGCAUGAACCUGGACCCGUGGCAUCAUGGGGAUGGUUUGAAUCUGCUGUCACGCUCACGAAUAGCAGCCAUCUUUCCGAAGACUCUCACAAAUGUGCUACGGAGAUUUGUCUCCGUCAAGCACUUUCGAUACUAUCCGGUAUCGCCGAAAUCGUUUCGCGAACCCUGGCCGGGUUGCAAAUCCGUACUCGAUGCUGGCCCUAGAGCGCAAUGGGGCUAUCCUCCCGACGAUGAUUUGACUCACUCCUGGCUGAGUCAACAACAUAGCCCAUCUUGGAUUUGCGGCGAAACGGUGGCCAAUAUUGAGGACGCAGGCCUAGCUUUGGAGAGCAUUACAUUUCCUCUUUUUGGUAACAGAGCGUCAUAUUGCGGUAUUCAAGCAGCCUACUUCCCUUCAGCAUUGAAGCGCCUCACAAUCUCGUUGACGGAUCGUUUCAACGAGGUUGCCGUGUUUGAGCCAUGGCUGGACGCCCUUAGGAAUCUCACGUUCCUUGAAGUGGCGAUCUCGAGGAACCCCGAAAGCUUACAGCCUUGGAACUCUUUCGCUAUUUGUCGGCAUUUGACUAACAAGACAAUUAUUACUCCUCGUCAGCAGCUUCCACGGUUGGUUGAGCUACGAAUUAUGGCAGACAAUCAAAUCUGCUUUAGCGAACGGGAUUUACUUCUAGGCUUGAGCUUGUUUCCCAAUAUGCAAAAGCUUGGACUUGCGCAUAUCUUGAUCAAGUCGCAGUUCAAUGACGCGUCUUCGUGGGAGGGCUUUGUCAAGCAGUUGAUCCCGAUGAACUUGAGGCGGUUGUGGCUGCUGGAUCCACGCAAUCUCUGCAUCAAUGAUUACAUGGGUCCUGGUGGGCACUACAAAAUGGUGAAGUACAGAGCCAAUGAUAGUUUUAGGGCUGUGGCGAAUGAGGUCCGACUGAUCGACACCAACUCGAUAUGGGUGGAGGGCUUGGAGCCACCAAAGAGACGGAACUUUGAUUAUCCUGGAUUUGCCAUCUUUGAACAGACUUCUGGAGAAAGGCCUCUGUAGAAUAGAGCUGCAAAAAUGCCAUUUCGGGUACUUUCAGUAUGAGACUGUGUUCGGGCCCUGCUUUGCCCGGAU
Molecule: messenger RNA, 1551 nt
Organism: Boeremia exigua
Lineage: Eukaryota; Fungi; Ascomycota; Dothideomycetes; Pleosporales; Didymellaceae
Exons: 1
Coding region: 169-1479 (436 amino acids)
Source: RefSeq, a predicted model, not a curated record